Messenger RNA from Triplophysa rosa, 1190 nucleotides. It is a transcript of the gene mrpl24, whose product is annotated as mitochondrial ribosomal protein L24. Lineage: Eukaryota; Metazoa; Chordata; Actinopteri; Cypriniformes; Nemacheilidae. The record is from RefSeq and is a predicted model, not a curated record. Gene Ontology annotation, cellular component: ribosome; mitochondrion. Gene Ontology annotation, biological process: translation. The transcript has 6 exons. Bases 319 to 969 code for a protein of 216 amino acids. Gene Ontology annotation, molecular function: structural constituent of ribosome; RNA binding.
UUAUACUCAAGAGAUACGGAAAUUUGUAUUUUGGUCGAUUACAAUCUUUUGCAUCCCUCUAUGGGCGUAUUGCAAAGCUAACCAACCAGAAACUAGACCAACCUAUUGGUUAUUUAUGACUAAAAGCUCAUCUUUGCUCAAGUUAAGUAAAUUCAACUACAUGCUGCCAUCAUUGAUAGCCAGCAAUACGCCUUUAGCUCAUAGCAGCUAAGCUUAACGUAAAAUAAGCAUGAGUUAGCAGCUAACAUGAGCCAUAGGCCACAAGACGUCGACUCAACGUAACGGACAAGAAAUGAAGGUGCUGUUUAACACAGAACCAUGCGACUCACAGCAUUGCUUUCAAUGGCUGCAAAAGCUGCUUUUCCACACGAUUAUCGUUAUGGAACGAGCAGACCAUGGAUGGUAGCAGCGCGCCGUGUCAAUCCACCCGGCAAGAAAAGAAGAAAGGUGUUUGUUGAACCAAUCGCGAACGAGGACUGGCAUGUUCUGAGAGGCGAUACAGUGGAGAUUCUGUCUGGUAAGGACAAAGGAAAGCAGGGGAAAGUCUCUCAGGUGUUCAGACAUAGGAACUGGGUCAUACUUGAAGGGUUGAAUACGCAUUACAGGUAUAUUGGCAGGUCUGGAGAUUACAGGGGCACAUACAUCGCCAGUGAAGCACCUUUAUUGCUUAAGGAUAUUUCACUUAUCGACCCUACUGACAGAAAGCCUACUGGUAUUGAAUGGAGAUUCACAGAAGAGGGUGAGAGGGUGCGUGUAUCUCUCAGGACAGGACGCAUUAUUCCCAAACCAGUGUACCAGAGAAAAGAUGGCAUCAUUCCCCAGCAGUGGAAGGAUGGACCUAAAGACACAUCACCUGAUGACGCUCUUCAGAAAACAUACACACCCUCUUUGAAAACCCUUGAGGAAGAAGUUAUGGAAAAAAUGAACAUACAGGAAGAUAGGAGGCCCCGUAAGAGCUACUGGUACUGAGAUGGCACAGAGACUGUGUUUGACUGCAUGUUUAAGCUUGACAACAGAAGCACCUGUUCUUCAAAUUCUAAAAGUAUUUAUAUUGGAAAAAUAAUGUGUGUUCUUCAAACUUUGUCAAUAAAACAACCAAAUGCUGUACACAGUUUCCUUGCCUUGAUGCCAUUAUCAGAUGUGAGAUGUUGGCUGAUAUUGUAUUGUUUACUCACUGUCUUGCCUGAACA